Ogataea philodendri is the source of this 1038-nucleotide messenger RNA. RefSeq lists its product as uncharacterized. Lineage: Eukaryota; Fungi; Ascomycota; Pichiomycetes; Pichiales; Pichiaceae. The record is from RefSeq and is a predicted model, not a curated record. Gene Ontology annotation, biological process: magnesium ion export from mitochondrion. The transcript has a single exon. Gene Ontology annotation, molecular function: magnesium ion transmembrane transporter activity. Bases 1 to 1038 code for a protein of 345 amino acids.
AUGUCCAACGUGCUGUCGACAUCGAACAUCGCUGUGCCGGACCUGGAGACCCAUACACGGCCGCCGUGCGAGGAUCGGGCCCCCCAUGAUCCGCCGAACAAGGAGUCGGACUCGUACCAUCCCAAGAUCAUUCAUUGUUUCCUUGCAGGAGGAAUCGGAGGGAUGGUGGGAGAUUCGCUGAUGCACUCGCUGGAUACAGUGAAAACCAGACAACAGGGAGCCCCCCACGUCACUCGCUAUAGAAACACCGUUCCUGCAUAUUUGACCCUUUUGCGCGAAGAAGGGAUUGCCAGAGGCCUCUACGGAGGUUAUGGAGCCGCCAUGUUGGGCAGUUUCCCAAGUGCUGCCAUAUUUUUCAUCACAUAUGAGUCUGUCAAGAGAAUCGCGAUCGAUGAAUACGGAAUGAACGAGACUGCCACUUAUCUGGGUGCCGGAUUUCUUGGAGAUUUUGUUUCUUCCAUUUUCUAUGUGCCGUCUGAGGUGCUGAAAACCAGACUUCAGCUCCAGGGACGGUUCAACAACACGGUUUUCCAGUCGGGUUAUAAUUACACAGGAACGCUCAACGCUAUCAACACAAUCAUCCGCACAGAGGGCUGGAGAACUUUAUUUUACGGGUACAAGGCCACGCUCGUUCGAGAUCUGCCUUUCUCCUCGCUCCAGUUUGUGUUCUACGAGAAGUUUAGACAGUACGCUUUCAAGUUCUCAAACCGUUCCCCCGAACACGACCCGCUGUCGCUGCCGAUGGAGCUCCUCACCGGCGCGGCCGCAGGAGGUUUGGCCGGAACCCUGACCACUCCCCUGGACGUCAUCAAGACACGGAUGCAGACACAAAACAAGAACCACAAACCGCACGAACUGCUCACCUCCAACUCCAUUUUGCACGGACUAUCUACCGUCUAUAGAAACCAGGGCUUUGUUGGGCUGUUCAGUGGUGUUGGUCCACGGUUCAUCUGGACCAGUGUCCAAAGCAGUGUUAUGUUGUUGCUUUACCAAUUUUGUCUCCGCGCAUUAUCCACUGGUGAGUUUACUUUUGCAUAA